UCCUCCUCUCCAGCAAUACGCGAUCCAGCUAGGGGAGGCGGGGAAGCAACCGGAGCGCGACCGCCGCGGCAGCCACCCUGCAGCCGCCGGGCGGAGGCGCGGUCCCUAGGCCCUGGUGCCCGGGCAGGCCCCUGGGGGAGUCGGCGCCGCGCCCGGAGAGCCGCCAGGUUCACUCCAUCCCGGCGUGGGGGACGCAGAGGAUAUCUCUGGAGAUCUUGAAAGAGCCUGUAUCAUGGAAUCGAUCUCUAUGAUGGGAAGCCCUAAGAACCUUAGCGAAACUUUUUUGCCGAAUGGCAUAAAUGGUAUCAAAGAUGCAAGGAAGGUCACUGUGGGUGUAAUUGGAAGUGGGGAUUUUGCCAAAUCGCUGACGAUUCGACUUAUUAGGUGUGGCUAUCAUGUAGUUAUAGGAAGCAGAAAUCCCAAGUUUGCUUCCGAAUUCUUCCCUCAUGUGGUAGAUGUCACUCAUCACGAAGAUGCUCUCACAAAAACAAAUAUAAUAUUUGUUGCUAUACAUAGAGAACAUUACACCUCCCUUUGGGACCUCAGACAUCUGCUUGUGGGUAAAAUCCUGAUUGAUGUGAGCAAUAACAUGAGGAUAAACCAAUACCCAGAAUCCAAUGCUGAAUAUUUGGCUUCAUUAUUCCCGGAUUCCCUGAUUGUCAAAGGCUUUAAUGUUGUCUCGGCUUGGGCACUUCAGUUAGGACCCAAGGAUGCCAGCCGGCAGGUCUAUAUAUGCAGCAACAACAUUCAAGCUCGACAACAGGUUAUUGAACUUGCCCGUCAGCUGAAUUUCAUUCCUGUUGACUUGGGAUCAUUAUCAUCAGCUAGGGAGAUUGAAAAUUUACCCCUGCGACUCUUUACUCUCUGGAGAGGGCCAGUGGUGGUUGCCAUAAGCCUAGCCACGUUUUUCUUUCUUUAUUCCUUUGUCAGAGAUGUGAUACAUCCAUACGCUAGAAACCAGCAGAGUGAUUUUUAUAAGAUUCCUAUCGAGAUUGUGAAUAAGACCUUGCCCAUAGUUGCCAUUACUUUGCUGUCCCUGGUAUACCUGGCAGGUCUCCUGGCAGCUGCUUAUCAGCUUUAUUACGGCACCAAGUAUAGGAAAUUUCCGCCUUGGUUGGAGACCUGGCUACAGUGCAGAAAACAGCUUGGGUUACUAAGCUUUUUCUUCGCUUCAGUCCAUGUUGCCUACAGCCUCUGCUUACCAAUGAGAAGGUCAGAGAGAUACUUGUUUCUCAACAUGGCUUAUCAGCAGGUUCAUGCAAAUAUUGAAAACUCUUGGAACGAGGAAGAAGUCUGGAGAAUUGAAAUGUAUAUCUCCUUUGGCAUAAUGAGCCUUGGCUUACUGUCCCUUCUGGCAGUCACCUCUAUCCCGUCAGUGAGCAAUGCUUUAAACUGGAGGGAAUUCAGUUUUAUUCAGUCUACCCUUGGAUAUGUCGCUCUGCUCAUAAGUACUUUCCAUGUUUUAAUUUAUGGAUGGAAACGAGCCUUUGAAGAAGAAUACUACCGGUUUUACACCCCACCCAACUUCGUUCUUGCUCUUGUUUUGCCCUCAAUUGUAAUUCUGGGUAAGAUUAUUUUACUCCUUCCAUGUAUAAGCCGAAAGCUUAAGAGAAUUAAAAAAGGUUGGGAAAAGAGCCAAUUUCUAGAAGAAGGUAUUGGAGGAGCAGUUCCUCAUCUCUCACCAGAGAGGGUUACAGUAAUGUGAUGAUAAAUGGUGCUCACUGAUAAAUUAUAGAGUUCCACUCGUGCCAUUGUUUUUAUGACUUCCUUUUGCUCAUUUGCAAGUGCACUGUCAAAUUGAUGUGGGCUGAAAUCUAUCCAGUAAGAUCUCAACCAAAUUAGUGGUAGGAGUUUCUUGAAAUUAAUUUUCACAGAUGUCAUAUUUUGGCAAUAUGAAUUUUUGUUGUCAACUUGUCUAUUUUGUUUUGCACAUCCAUAACACUCCUAUUUUAACAAACUGUAUUCCAUAAUCAGGCAAAGAUAUUUCUGAUUAAUAAUAUAGAUACAACAUAAUGUUAAAAGAAAAAACUUGCAAACCAGCAGAAUCUUAAGUUUUAAUAUAACUUAAUGGAUAUUUUUUUUUCUGAAGCUUACCUAAGGUUUUAAUUGUUAAAUUAAUUUAAUUGCUAAAGAAAUAGAAAUGCAUAAUCACAUAUUAACUUUAAGAAGGGUCACAUUACAUUAGCAUCUCAGUAAGGGUAAAUGGUAACAUUCCUAUAUUUUUCUCAUAAAAUCAGUUUUGAAGAAUGUAAUUAAUUAUAUGAACCAGUGUAACCUGUGAACAAACACAAAUUUAAAAAAAUAGAAUCUGAAAUUAUAUUUGAAAUGCAAUGGAGAUGUGAAAUGCAUACUGAUAAUAUGUACCUCAUGAAAGAUUUUAUUCCUCAUCUUGUUACAGAGAGGUUUCAUUUGCAUGUUAUUAGGUUGGUUAGGGAGAAGACCAUGGUAUUUGGCUUCCAAAAGUGAUUUUUGUAAUAUGGUACCAAGCCUAGGAAUCUUACAGUUGUUUCCAGUUAGAGGGAAGGAAUGAAGUCUACCCACCAAUAGUUGUUGGUCAGCUGAUCUACGUUGUUGCACGCUGGCCAGUCCCACUCUAUCUGCUGUAAGAUUUUACUGACGUUCACUGAGGGAUGUUAACAUGCCAGGCACUGUUCUAAGCAUUUUAUUUGUAUUAUCCCAUGUUAAUUUUUACAACAACCCUGUAACAGAGGUAAUUAUCCUCAUUUUUCAUAUGAGAAAACUGAAGGAUAAAAAAAGUAAUUUGCCCAACGUCAUGCAGUUAGUUAAGAAGCAGAGCCAGCAUUCAAGUCUAGGCAGUCCUAUUUCAGAGGCUCCCAUCUCCAGGCUGAUUGUCUCUGCUCUGUCCCCGUGUGUUACCAUCAUGAUGCCAGUCUGGAUGCUUCCUCUUUUGUCAGUAGAGGCAUUAACAUUCUUUACAGUGUGCUAUGGGUACCAAAAAUUUAUGAAAAUAAUAGUCAUAAAUUUAUGAUUGCUUUGAGAUAAUCUACAGUUCUUUACCUUGCAAGAGGAUCUUGCCUGGGACGUGACCCUGGAGCCCCAUGGCAAUCCAUACGAUUCCCUACACAGUGAGGGCCUCUGGCAGAGAUAGGACCAUAGCAGUUUUAAUGAAUGUCUGAGGUCCUCCAGAAUCUUUAAAAAUCCUUGUAGAGUUGGUCAUUUCUUUUACUCUUCCUGAGAAGUCCUCCUGCCUGUUCAACCAUUCAUUAGGGAGCAGUUUGCAAGCAUGAAGGAUAUUAAGAAAAGUGGUUAAUUAUAAAUCUACUCUAGAGACAUACAGUUAUAUAAAUUAUUCAUAAAAUUUUUCAGUGCUGACAUUGCACAUUAAAAUUGCAUUUUGUUCAAACCUUGAUUAGAAUGCCCGACAUUUUUUCCCCAUUUGUUCUUUCCUUAUUAAACUAGAAAGGUGCAGAUAAGAUACAAGUAUAUGCAUUAUGUAAGUAUAUAUCCUGAAAUUAUAACAUUUCUAAACCUACCCACUGAGGUACUACUGGAUGCAGCUGCCAAAACAGAAGGAAUUUUGUAGGGUGGGUAGACCAGAGGGAAAGGGAGAGAGAGAAUCUUAAUCAGCCUACAUGCCCAGGGGCCCAGUGCAGGGCUUGAUCUCACGAACCUGAUCAUGACCUGAACCAAGAUCAAGGGUCAGACGCUUAACCAACUAAGCCACCCAGGCUCCCCUAGAAGGAGUUUUAUUUAGUAGACACUACCUUUCCCACCACUGGCUCUUUCCCUACUGCUGCACCUUGUCAAUUUGGUAAAUCUCUCAUGAUUCUCUGGCGGUCUCUUCUUGGUGAGUUUAAGUAUCUUGUACUUCUUAACUGAGCUCUCCAUUUUCUUUAUUUUAAUUCUGUUCUUUCCCUCUUGAUAAUCGCUUACUUGCUAGUCCAUAGUAGGAAUUCAGUUGGGUGAGAACUUUUAAAGGAAAAGACCCAUAAACUGUUGUAGCGCACUACUGAAAUUAACAGCAUAUUUUCAGUAUUUCUUCCUCAAGUUUCACUCUCUCAAGAUCAGGCUUUCACCAUUUAAUGUGAAAAUACAAUGAAAUAUCCAUUAAAGUUAGAUGACUCUUGAAUUAUAUUGCUGCAGGUGUAUAUUAAGUAGCCAAUAAUACAAAUAACAUUAUCACCUCUACAGAUAAAUGGGGCCUUUGAAAAUGUGAAAAAACAAAAUUUAUGAAAAUGUAUAUAGGAUGUAACUUUUGUUUCAAAUGAUAAUAUCGCCUUUUUAGUACUACAAAGAUGAAAUAAUUUUGAAGUUCUAGAAUAAAUGUAAUAAAUUCAUUAAAUUCUAAAUGUUUAAAAGCCUAUCUAAGAGUACAGAAAUAUUGACUUUUAUUUAUUUGACUUUUAAUUGCCUUAUUUUACCAUUUUCUACCAGAUUAUUUUUCUUAGUCAUUAUUUCUCAUAAUCACUUUUUUUUGUCAUUUUUCUGGCCUCAGAAGUAGGACUGAAUUCUGCUCUUGCUAGGUGUGAGAAAGUGGUGGGGACUUUAAAGUAGUAGGGUUUGUUUCCUAAUGUGUACUUUGAGAAGUGCCCCUGAGAAAAUCAUAAGAAUGUAGAAAAUAUACCCAGUCUUAAUCCUAUGCAAAAAAACUUAAGUAAUUUUUUUCCUGAGAGGAAAAUCAUCAUGGGCUGAAUCGUACUAUUUAGCUUUUGUGUGCAGAUUUCAUAUGUCUCCUUUAUUAAGAAUAUUUAAAAUCAUGUUUAAAUAAGAUUAUAUUCAUGCUGACAUAUAUUUUUCAAAGCAUAUAUGGAAAUUUAGCCCAGAUUGUCUACAUGUAGAGAUUUUUAUUUAAAUUUUAAAAUAUUUUAAAGUAUGAAGAAACUAUAUUUAUAGGCAUUUAUUGGAGAUAAUUAUUUUGUGCUACAUACAGGAUUGGCUAGUGAGCUCCAGUAUCAAACUACCUGAUUAAUUUCUUAUAAAUUAGCCUAAUCUUGACUUAAGGAAUUUUACUUUCAAAAUUAAUUUGUUAGUAAUUUAAGGUAUAUUCAUACUUACAAAUUAUGAAAUUUAUUUGUGUAAAAGGGCUUCAAGAAUAUAUCAUAUCUGAUUUUUGUAUUGUUUAUCUCUUACAUAAAAUGAUAAAAUUUUAAUUCUUUUUAACUGCCUUUUACCAUUAAACUAUGUCAUAAUAAAUUCUGAACAAAGAGUUUUGCCCCCCAAUAGAGUUUUAUUUGUGAAAGGUGUUUUCUUAUAUGAUAUUUUAAAUAAAAUUCCCAAAAUGUAACUCAUAACUAUUUCUUUAGUAAUACUAUGAACAUUGAACCUGUGUCAGUCUAUAGAAUCUCUGUUUUGAUGUAAGUAUUCAAACAGCCUAAAAUUUGGUGUUGAAAUUAUUUUGUGAAUUCUGACUUAAAAGCAUUGCU
This is a messenger RNA of Lontra canadensis (Northern American river otter), 5384 nucleotides long. It is a transcript of the gene STEAP2, whose product is annotated as STEAP2 metalloreductase. The record is from RefSeq and is a predicted model, not a curated record. Gene Ontology annotation, molecular function: ferric-chelate reductase (NADPH) activity; cupric reductase (NADH) activity. Bases 233 to 1705 code for a protein of 490 amino acids. Lineage: Eukaryota; Metazoa; Chordata; Mammalia; Carnivora; Mustelidae. Gene Ontology annotation, cellular component: endosome; plasma membrane. The transcript has 5 exons. Gene Ontology annotation, biological process: copper ion import.